Messenger RNA from Ipomoea nil (Japanese morning glory), 864 nucleotides. RefSeq lists its product as uncharacterized. The transcript has a single exon. Lineage: Eukaryota; Viridiplantae; Streptophyta; Magnoliopsida; Solanales; Convolvulaceae. Bases 1 to 864 code for a protein of 287 amino acids. The record is from RefSeq and is a predicted model, not a curated record.
AUGAGUCUAUGCCAAAGGAAAUAUGCUCUUGAAAUACUAAAGGAGACCGGCUUCCUUGAAAGCAAACCGGCAGCCACCCCUAUGGUUCCAGGAUUGAAGCUUGUUCAUUCUGAAGGAAAUCCUCUUCCUGAUGCUGGCUCCUAUAGACGACUGGUCGGCAGGCUAUUGUACCUCACAGCCACAAGACCUGAUAUAACAUUUGCCCUUCAACAGCUAAGCCAGUUUGUAGACACUCCUACAUACAUUCUUCUAACAGCAGCACAUCGAGUUUUAAGGUACAUCAAAGCCUCACCCAGGCAAGGGAUUUUUUAUCCUUCACAUGCGAGUCUACAUCUAAAAGGCUUCUCCGAUUCUGAUUGGGCGGCUUGCAAUGAAACACGAAAAUCUGUAACAGGUUACUGCAUAUUCCUUGGUUCCUCACUUAUAUCAUGGCGGUCGAAGAAGCAGGCUACCAUUUCUCGUUCCAGCUCCGAAGCCAAAUAUCGUGCUCUUGCAGCAACCGUUUGUGAGAUCCAAUGGCUCAAAUAUCUUCUCCAAGAUCUUAAGGUUACAGAGGCUAAGACAGCAACUUUAUACUGUGACAGCAGAUCAGCCGUAGCCAUUGCCGAGAACUCCGUCUUCCACGAACGCACCAAACACAUAGAGAUUGACUGCCAUGUAGUUCGCGAGAAGAUAAAUCAAGGCUUAAUCAAGUUGUUAUCUGUGUCAACUAAGAAUCAAACGGCUGAUGGUUUCACAAAGCCUCUUCCUACUGCUCUGUUUCGCGACUUCAUCUGUAAGCUUGGUGUACAAGACUUGUACUCCCCAGCUUAUGGGGGGGUAUUGGAGAACACUAAUACGCCCUCAGUAGAAUUAAAGAAGUAA